GACAUGUUCUGUGAUCUCAAGCAGGUGAUCCAGGUAUGUCUACUUUUAGAGCAGGAAGAAGCAGCCAAGGACGGAGAUGAACAAGAAGAAGAGCAAAUCAAGGCCGCCCAGAAGAAGAUUCUGGAUGACUGUGAUGAACUCACUUGUGUGCGGUACAAGUGGAUGUUCAAACAUGUCAUGGAACAUGCCCCUUAUCUUGGGACUCUGAUUGGCCAGAGGAAAAAAUGCGAGGAGCUCAUAGCUAACUAUUUACAGAUGCAAAAUAUGAUAAAUCACACACACUCCGAGGAUGCAAGUCGCCUCAGGUCACGCAUGGGCUCAUAUGCAGCCCCAAACCCCAACAAAGAUCUUGUCCGCCCUCCAAUAGCUGACAACAGCAAGAGUCGUGCCCAAAUGGGGUUCAACCACACCCAGCUGGGCAAAAUGCUUUGUCCAGCUAAAUAUCUGACCGACUACAUCAAGGAUCCG
Suillus fuscotomentosus is the source of this 468-nucleotide messenger RNA. RefSeq lists its product as uncharacterized. NCBI's taxonomy places the organism in Eukaryota, Fungi, Basidiomycota, Agaricomycetes, Boletales, Suillaceae. The transcript is spliced from 3 exons. The record is from RefSeq and is a predicted model, not a curated record. The annotation marks the transcript as partial.